AUGAAACUUGCCUGGUCUAGAUUGAUCAGCUUUGUCGCAGUUGAUGGUCGCGUCCUUUGUGGAGAACCCAUCCUUCCGAGCCCUGACUUCGACCUUGGCAAAACGACUGAAAAAACGAAAUUGAAAGCCAAGAUCAUCGUUGGUAAUGACAUUUCCGAUGAUACUGGAGCGACCAAAGUCUCUGAUGAGAUUGUCACUGUCAAGAAACUCCUCGGCCCACUUACCGCCGCGGACGUGGACAUUUUGCGAUGUGUGGGCUUGAAUUACGGCACGCACACUGGUCGAGUGCCACCACCAUUUCCAUUCAUCUUUUUCAAGCCUACUACAUGCAUCCACGACCAUAACCGCGCAGUGGAAAUACCCAAGAUUGCUCAGGAUGAUCAGGCUGACUACGAAGGGGGACUUGUGCUCGUCAUUGGCAAGGACGCGAAGAACGUACCCCUCGAAGAAGCGGGAAGAUAUCUGGCGGUGUACCUCAGUGGGGAUUUCUCGAAAGGCUUCGACACAUUUGCGCCAAUUGGUCCUGUUCUUGUUGCUUCUGACCUGGUCCAGAAUCCGGCAGACUUGCUUCUCAGAACGAUAGUCGAUGGGGAAACCAGACAAGAAAAGCAUGUGAGCGACCUUUUGUUCGAUUGUGCUUACCUUGUAUCGUAUUUGUCUCAGGGCACAACGCUUCGCAAGGGAUCAGUGAUCAUGACUGGAACACCAGGUGGUGUUGGGGCGGGUCUAAAUCCGCUAAGAUACCUUGUGCCUGGGACGGUGAUGGAAGUCCAAAUAGACAGGAUUAGAAAUCUCUGGAACGGUGUAUAUUUUUUGUAA
Molecule: messenger RNA, 819 nt
Organism: Boeremia exigua
Lineage: Eukaryota; Fungi; Ascomycota; Dothideomycetes; Pleosporales; Didymellaceae
Exons: 3
Coding region: 1-819 (272 amino acids)
Molecular function (GO): catalytic activity
Source: RefSeq, a predicted model, not a curated record